GAAGCAGCUGAUGAGUAUUUUUCCUUCACCAGACUGUGAUCAUAGGUUGCAAAGAGAAGGGGCUAUCAUGUGAAUGCGAAACAGCUAAAUGAGAAACGGGACACCUGGGAAGGCUGAGCUGAACCUGCUUGUGCACAGGAUGACAGACUGAUUCGCUGUUGGAAACAAGACUCGGGAAACCCCGCUCCUCCAAAAGACUUUCCUGAGUGAGAGGAGAGGAACAGGAGGGAGCACACAAAAGAGCGAUGGGAAUUGAGGGCCAUGGUUACUUGAGAUAAAUGGCAGAUCCCUGGGAGUCUAGCCUUGUAGCUGUUCGCUUUAGCUUUGUCUCUGUGUGCAGCUGCUCUUUCUUUUUUGGGAGCUGCUGCUGGGUACUGCCACGGCGGCACUGGAGAUUUCAAGAGCGACGUGGGUGCAGAGUGUGAGGAGGGGGUGGGCAGCCCGCCUCACCAUGAUUCAGUUGUGGAAAGUAGUGCGGCAUGUGCGACAGCUGGAGCUCCACAGAUUGAUCCUGGUGCUCAUUGGCUUCAGCCUGAUCUCCAUGUGCAUCCUGGCUUACUACGUGACUAACAGUCCCAAAAUCAAGGAGCCACCACCCCUGCCCUUCAGUGACUGCAGCAACCAGCACCGCAUCUUGAUCCCACCGCAAGCCAGCUGGAGGCUCACAAAAUCUGUGGACACCUCACGCACAGAUCCUGUGGUGUUAGUCUUUGUGGAAAGCAUUUACUCCCAGCUGGGGCAGGAAAUAGUGGCCAUCCUGGAAUCUAGCCGGUUUAAAUACAGGACAGAGAUCGCCCCUGGCAAAGGGGAUAUGCCCACCCUGACAGACAAAGACAGGGGACGCUAUGCUCUUAUUAUCUACGAGAACAUCCUUAAAUAUGUGAACCUAGACGCUUGGAACCGAGAACUGCUGGACAAAUACUGUGUAGAAUAUGGAGUGGGAAUUAUAGGCUUUUUCAAAGCCAAUGAGAACAGCCUGCUCAGCGCACAGCUCAAGGGUUUCCCCCUUUUCCUACAUUCCAACUUGGGGCUGCGGGACUAUCACAUCAACCCUAGUGCCCCCCUGCUCUAUGUCACCCGGGCGAAUGAGGUGGAGCAGGGUCCCCUCCCUGGUGAUGACUGGACUGUGUUCCAGUCAAACCACAGCACCUAUGAGCCAGUGCUGUUGGCCAGCACAAAGUCCUCGGAGUCCAUUCCUCACCUGGCCACCCACAAAGCGUUGCAUGCCACGGUGGUGCAGGACCUGGGUCUGCAUGACGGGAUCCAGCGGGUUCUCUUUGGCAAUAACCUCAAUUUUUGGCUGCACAAACUCAUUUUCGUGGAUGCCAUUGCCUACUUAACUGGCAAGCGCCUCUGUCUCACGCUUGAUCGCUAUAUCCUCGUCGACAUUGAUGAUAUAUUUGUGGGAAAAGAGGGCACUCGCAUGAAAGUGUCUGAUGUAGAGGCUUUACUGAGCACCCAGAAUAAGCUGAGAACUUUAGUCCCAAAUUUCACCUUCAACCUGGGCUUCUCAGGGAAAUUCUACCACACAGGUACAGACGAGGAAGAUGAAGGGGAUGACAUGCUGCUCAAACACAGGAAGGAGUUCUGGUGGUUCCCUCACAUGUGGAGUCACAUGCAGCCUCACCUCUUCCACAAUGUCACUGUGCUGGCUGAGCAGAUGAAGCUCAACAAGCAGUUUGCUGUGGAGCAUGGGAUCCCCACAGACUUGGGCUAUGCCGUAGCCCCCCAUCAUUCUGGAGUUUAUCCUGUCCACACGCAACUCUACGAGGCAUGGAAAUCCGUUUGGAGCAUCCAAGUAACAAGCACAGAGGAAUACCCACACCUACGGCCCGCCCGGUACCGGCAUGGAUUCAUCCAUAACGGAAUCAUGGUUCUGCCUCGACAGACCUGUGGUCUUUUUACUCACACUAUCUUCUAUAACGAGUAUCCCGGUGGCUCAAAGGAGUUGGACAAGAGCAUUCGUGGCGGUGAACUCUUCCUGACGGUGCUUCUGAACCCUAUCAGCAUCUUCAUGACCCACCUGUCCAACUAUGGGAACGACCGCCUGGGACUGUACACUUUUGAGAGCCUGGUCAAGUUCGUGCAGUGCUGGACCAACCUUCGCCUGCAAACACUGCCCCCUGUCCAGCUUGCAAAGAAGUACUUCGAAAUCUUUCCCCAGGAGAAGAACCCCUUGUGGCAGAAUCCCUGUGACGAUAAGAGGCACAAGGAUAUCUGGUCCAAAGAGAAAACGUGCGAUCGACUCCCCAAGUUCCUCAUCGUGGGACCUCAGAAAACUGGCACAACAGCUGUACACUUCUUCUUGACCAUGCAUCCGGCUGUCACCAGUAACUUCCCGAGUCCAUCCACCUUUGAGGAGAUCCAGUUUUUUAAUGGACCCAACUACCACAAAGGAAUUGAUUGGUAA
Messenger RNA from Eurypyga helias (sunbittern), 2410 nucleotides. RefSeq names its product N-deacetylase/N-sulfotransferase (heparan glucosaminyl) 2 (gene NDST2). The record is from RefSeq and is a predicted model, not a curated record. Gene Ontology annotation, cellular component: Golgi apparatus. Gene Ontology annotation, molecular function: heparan sulfate N-sulfotransferase activity; deacetylase activity. NCBI's taxonomy places the organism in Eukaryota, Metazoa, Chordata, Aves, Eurypygiformes, Eurypygidae. The transcript has 9 exons. Bases 452 to 2410 code for a protein of 652 amino acids.